This is a messenger RNA of Musca vetustissima, 3261 nucleotides long. RefSeq lists its product as uncharacterized. Bases 1 to 3261 code for a protein of 1086 amino acids. The transcript has 4 exons. The record is from RefSeq and is a predicted model, not a curated record. Lineage: Eukaryota; Metazoa; Arthropoda; Insecta; Diptera; Muscidae.
AUGCACUUCAAUACUCCAGCUGGCGAUGCUGGAUCUAGUUCGGGUCGGACUCAAGAGAUUCGUAUACAACACAUUAAUGCUCCACCAGGUUUUCCCUUGGAUGAUCCAAAUUUAGAUGCCACCUUAUUGAGAAUUGUUAGUGAUGGAGGUGCCACAACGGAGAACAAACAUUCCCGCGUUGAAGAAAACGAAGUUCAACAACAACAACAAACGGCAUUUGUGAAUUCCUAUAAAGCUCCCGAUUAUUUGCCACCAAAACAGGAAACCCCAUAUCAGGGUAGUCCCUAUUUACCACCCGUAUCGGGUAGUAGUGAAAAUUCCGGUGUAGUAUUUAAAGGUUCCGAAUAUUUACCUCCCCAAACCAGUAAUGAAAAUAGAGCCUUUAAGGGUCCAGAUUAUUUGCCACCCAAUGGCGGAGUAUCAAAUAAUCCAAACCCCUUCCCAUCGAAUAAUCAAUUUAAAGGACCCGAUUAUUUGCCACCACCACAAGCAAGUGGUCAGCAAUAUAAGGCUCCAGAAUAUUUACCACCAACUGGUGGUGUUAAUCAACAAGGAUCAUAUCAGGAAACUACAUCCCAAGGCGUAGUCUCCAAUAAUCAGCAACAAUACAAGGCUCCAGAAUAUUUGCCACCCACCAAUACACCAUUCAAGGGUCCCGAUUAUUUACCACCCCAGCCAAGUGUGAGCGGAGGUGCCAGCAAUCAAGUUCAAUAUCAAACAAAUACACCAUUUAAGGGUCCUGAUUAUUUACCACCCCUGGCGAACACAAAUGCUGCUUCAUCCCAAUCAAUUACGUCAAAUGGUCAAACUCCUUAUAACACUCCCUUCAAGGGACCAGAUUAUUUACCACCACCACCAAGUAAUUCAUUUAAGGGUCCUGAAUAUUUACCACCUCAGGUAAGUGCCACACAACAGAGUGUCGUGGAAAAUGUGUAUAUCCCCUCUGGGGUAUUACCACCAGGCUAUGAUUUUGUUAAGCCUGAAAAUGCAGAGGCCGCCAUCAAUGAAUUGCACACUUUACCGGAUGAUGAUACCAACACUUUCUCGAACACCAACAACAAUAUUAAUAAUCAAGAAGUUACGGUACAGGCACAUCUGCAAGUUUCCUCUGGGGGUCAAGUGGAAGCAAGAAACGUGGGUACAUAUCAGGCUCCUGGUUAUUUGCCACCGGUUAGACAACAAUCCUCCGAUAUUAUCUAUGGAACUGCAAAACCGGGAAAUGGUCCCGUAAGUCCCACAGCUGGAGUUUCAGUAUAUCAGACUGCUGGGUCAUUAGCAGGUCAACAAUCACAACCUCAGGGUGGCUCUUACCAGGCUCCAGGAUAUUUGCCACCAGCUUCUCCCCAACAGCCACAAACACAGGGCGAAUCUUAUCAGGCUCCUCCAUAUUUGCCACCAGUUUCUACUCAACAAACCCAGAGUGUAACCUAUCAGGCGCCAGUUUCUUCUCAACAGUCACAACAGAUCCCAGGUGUAACCUAUCAGGCCCAAGUUUCUUCUCAACAGACACAUCAAACCCAAAGUGUAACAUAUCAGGCCCCUGCUUAUUUACCACCAGUCCCACAACAACAAUCUCAGGGAGGAUCCUAUCAGGCUCCUGGUUAUUUGCCACCAAGCCCUGCCCAAGUCAAUACAAAUGGCGCCCAACACAAAGUGGAGGGGGAACCUCGUUAUUUACCACCCGGCUAUGAUUUCCAAAAAACCGAUGAACAGCCACAACCACAAAUAACACAACAAACAAAUGUUGUUGCCAAUAUCAACAAUAAAUUUAAGCAAGCCACAACUGGUUACUUGCCACCUGGUUAUGAUUUCCAAAAACCUGUGGAAGCAGAAAUUCAGCAGGCACCAAACACUCAAAGCCAGACCGUUCAACAAACAACCAUUGUUGGUAAUAAUAAUUUCAAGGCUCCCAGCUAUUUACCACCCGUUAGUGAACCACCAUUUAAGGGUCCAGAGUAUUUACCACCCACAAAUAAUGCCGAACAAUCUUCGGGAGUAGUAACAUCCAGCUCGGGAUCUCAAGUUUCAACCCCGACACUACAGGCAGCCGGCUUUUUGACUCCCUCUGGUUUCAAGGCUCCGGCGUAUUUACCACCCACCUCCAAUGAACCAAGACCCUCAUAUGCCUUACCCUCAACAUUCCAAGGUCCAGGCUAUUUGCCGCCAUUUGUGAACUCAGCCCAAAGCCAGGCAAGUUAUAUGCAUCCCUUGAGCAGCUAUAUGACCAGUGUUCAGCCCUAUGAACGUUAUGGCAGUACCAGAAAACCAUUUGCCCAAUAUGGACCACCACCGGCGGCGGCAGCAGCAACAGCAGUGGCCAUAAAUACCAAUGACGUUGCUCCCAUGUAUAAAGAACCUGCCACCAGACCUCAAUAUUAUGCUCCCGCCAUGUCCUAUGCCCAAAAUACAAUCAGUACCCAGGCUUAUAGGUCCCAUGAGGUUAGCAGUUCUGCCCUUAAUCCGCAAACACGUCAAGCCUUGCAAGCUUUUAUGCCCAAAGAUUUGCGACAAGAAAUCUCCACGGGUCACUCCAAUGUUGGCAUUUCUUCUACACCAACUCCAAAGGUAGCUGGUGCUCCAACAGCUUCCGCUAAAAUACGUACCGUACAAAUUGUCAAUACAAAUGCUGUGAAAACUCUCAAAGUUUUGGAAUCCUUGGAUCACAGUGGUGUUAAGACCAUUAAAAUUCUAGGUACCAGCAAUGAGGAACCCAUGGGUGAACAUCGUGUUGUCAAAGUUGUAACUGGCCACAAACACGAAGUGCAAACUGUGAAAAUCUUCAAUGAUCAUCAGGAUGUAUCGGAGCAUCAAAGUAGUAGCGGAGAGUCUCGUGGCUAUUUGCCACCACGUCAGAAGCGUAAUCACAAAAAAGUCACACCCCGAGGUCGUAAACGACCACCACCAACUAGUUCAUUUAAGGCUCCACAAUAUUUACCACCUCAGGGAAGUUCCGCACAACAAAAAGUCGUUGCAAAUGUGUAUACGCCCUAUGGAGUAUUACCGCCAGGCUAUGAUAUUUUAAAGCCUGAAAACGUGGAGGCCGCCAUCAAUGAAUUGCACACUUUACCGGAUGAUAAUACCAACACCUCUACGAACAAAUGCGACAUUAAUAACCAAGAAGUUACGGUACAUGUACAUCUUCAAGUUUCCUCUAGUGGUGUUGGUAGGCAAGUGGAUGCAAGAACCGUGACCACAUAUCAGUCGCCUUGUUAUUUGCCACCAGUUAGACAACAAUUUAUGGCAAAAUUGGAUCCUAUUUAA